CAUUCGGAUAGCGUGGGCACCGUCUAACAUACAUCAUACUUCAUAUAUACUAGGUAUACCGUUGGGCAGCCUGCACUCGAGCGCACCGCACUCUCGAUUCUCCAGCGAUAGGUAGAUCUGAUCGGUGGCGAUAAUAUAUAACUGGCGUUCCCGGGGCUCAGCCUCAUUACGCACUUCUGCCGCGCCUGCAUGCCACGUUGCUGGACUUGAGUCUGCGAAAGCUGGGUGCCACUGACGGCGAGUCUGCGGGACGAUCUUCUAAGUUCCAAUCCGACCGAUAGAAUUUCACGACGAGAUAUGAAUCAUAUGAUACCACAGGGAAAAGGAAUAUGGAAGAAUGCGUCGCUGUAGUAACUACGAGAGGCAGGCGAAAUUCACGGCAAGAAAUUCAUGGCAAGAAAGAAAAAAAACUACAUAGUACCUGCGCAGCUACGCUACGCAGCCUGAAAUGCGGAUGCCCGCAACGGUUAACCUUCCUUUCUUCGGCGAGUUUGCUCCGUUCAGCUAGCGUCGUCCUCCGACUCGUCAUUACGGUCCUGAUGAUCUUCGCCAUCAUGAUUCAUGGUCGCUGUUGUCAACGCUGUCCUCUGAGUCGUCCUCGUCAUCGCCAUCGCCAUCGCCCUCCUCAACUAGCAAUCCAACUAGCUACCGGAAUUCAACCAUCGCCUGUGCCAGUCGCAUUGCCCUCCUUGUCGCUUCGACACAUGCAUCUUCCUCCCAACACGCCCAGACCUUAUCAUCCCCAAGCCAAAUACCUAGGCGCAUUUCGUCCUUGCGGCUUGCCCACCACCGCCACCACCGCCACCGCCACCGCCAUCCACUGCCGUCGAUGACUCCCCGGACCCCUGACCUCGCACCCCGAGAGGCCCCUGCUUCGACCGGCUCGCCUCUUACCGUGGGUCUUGACUCCUAAGGUGAACGGUCAGGUUGUAAACCGUCCUUGAGCCGUGAGUCCGUGACCAC
Molecule: messenger RNA, 963 nt
Organism: Tricharina praecox
Lineage: Eukaryota; Fungi; Ascomycota; Pezizomycetes; Pezizales; Pyronemataceae
Exons: 1
Coding region: 330-833 (167 amino acids)
Source: RefSeq, a predicted model, not a curated record